This is a messenger RNA of Doryrhamphus excisus (bluestripe pipefish), 453 nucleotides long. RefSeq names its product transmembrane protein 258 (gene tmem258). NCBI's taxonomy places the organism in Eukaryota, Metazoa, Chordata, Actinopteri, Syngnathiformes, Syngnathidae. The record is from RefSeq and is a predicted model, not a curated record. Gene Ontology annotation, cellular component: oligosaccharyltransferase complex.
UGUCACUUAAACCCGGAAGAGCGAGGCAGUACGUGGCUUUACCAUCGUAGACCUUAGAGGUAGCAGCUCCGCUUCACUCGAAAUGGAACUUGAGGCGAUGACAAGAUACACCAGUCCGGUGAACCCGGCUGUGUUCCCCCACCUCACAGUGGUCUUGUUGGCCAUCGGCAUGUUCUUCACCGCUUGGUUCUUCGUCUAUGAGGUAACUUCAACCAAAUACACCAGAGACGUCUACAAGGAGUUGCUCAUCUCACUGGUGGCUUCGCUUUUUAUGGGCUUCGGUGUGCUCUUCUUGCUCCUGUGGGUUGGCAUCUACGUAUGAAGGUAGAUGACUUUAAAGAUGACGCAUUCCAGUGGGACAGACAUACACACGCGUAACUGGCUUCUCAAGUAUGAUUGGAUGCACUGACAAUAUUUUGAAUUGUUUUCACAAUAAAUGGGGGGUUUGUACAA